This is a messenger RNA of Coccidioides posadasii C735 delta SOWgp, 1200 nucleotides long. RefSeq names its product glutathione S- transferase, nitrogen catabolite repression regulator (gene URE2). The record is from RefSeq and is a predicted model, not a curated record. NCBI's taxonomy places the organism in Eukaryota, Fungi, Ascomycota, Eurotiomycetes, Onygenales, Onygenaceae.
AAUAUUCGGACCAUUCGCUUGGCGCUCGGCUCCCUAUGGCGGAGCGGAGUAGGGGUUGGGAAGUGUUGAAGAAGCCAUUGAAUUUCUAAGCCAACAUUGCUUAGAAAUGCGUUACAAAGUCCUCCAAAUCACUUUCCGGGAUCGAGAUGUGAACGCGAAUCCCGCGGGUUCCGAUCUGUCGUCUCUCGAGUCAAUGCCGUAUCCUCUUCCUUCUCAGAGCCGCAUGGCAACUUGCCAGGGAUGAAAAUUGGCAUCAUUGAGAACCAGCAUUGAAGUUAUAAGAGUCGCCGCUGGUCCUGCCGGAUCUUGCAAUAACUAAUCGAUCACUACACAAACAUUGUUCAAUCAAUCGUUCGGCUUUCCCACUUCAAAUCGCAAGUACUCAGGCCAAAAGUUGGCACAAACCAAAUAGCUCACAAGAAAUAUGUCGCUCAAACCAUUCAAAAUUUAUGGCACUCUCCUGGGUCCCAACCCUUUCAAAGUUGCCACCGUUCUCUCCGAACUCUCUCUCCCUUACGAAGUCGUUCAAGUGGCCCGUGAAGAUAUCAAAGGCGAGGCCUUCACUGCUUUGAACCCCAAUGGUCGUCUCCCAGCCCUUGUGGACCCCAACAAGGAUGAUUUUACCAUUUGGGAAUCUGGCGCCAUCGUCAACUACCUCAUCACCGAAUACGACACCGAACACAAACUGAGUUUCCCUGUCGGCACCAAAGAGUACCACCUAACCCAGCAAUGGCUCCAUUUCCAAAUGUCCGGCCAGGGUCCCUACUACGGACAGUGGUUCUGGUUCAAGAAUUACCAUUCUGAGCAAUUGCCGAGCGCGGUCGAACGCUAUGCGAACGAGGUGAGACGAGUGACCGUCGUGUUGGACAAGUGGCUGGAAAACAAGCAGUUUUUGGUUGGCGACAAAUACACCUUCGCAGACCUUGCCUUUUUUCCCUGGCAGAUGUUGGUACCAUCUCUGGCAGGGGUGGAUAUGGAAAAAGAGGCUCCGAACGUGCAUCGGUGGAUGGAAAAUAUGAAAAAUAGACCGGCUGUCGCGAAGGUACUUGAAGAACACAAGGCUUCCAAGUGGAAUUAGUGCUUUAAUUCUCGGAAAAAGAGAAAUGGAUAUAUGGUAAAUUGAUGUGGUAGGAAAGAAUUGAGAGCAUUAUGCUUUAACCUACUCCGUGUAUCCUGCAUGUAUUUAGCCUGCUACAAAAU